CUCACAGAUACACAUAACACAUCAGAGUCAUUUCAGUGGGAAUCUCAAAGGAGUUGGACAAGCAGGAAAAAGGUUCUCUUCAUUAUUCAGGAUAAAGAUGUAUAGGUCAGCAAGAGUGUCAGCAAAUUCGCGAUUCCUGAACCCAUGGGUAGUGUUCUUCACGGUCGUUGCAGUGGUGGGGAUCGUGGCCAUGAUUGUAGGACUACUCAUUCACUUCUUAGCUUUUGAUCAAAAAUCUUGCUUUUACCACAGUAAUGUUCGAGUAAUGAAUGUUGAAUACAAUGAUCAGUUAAGUUCACCAGGUACACAAGAAUACAGAAUUCUGACUGAAAGAAUCGAGUCUAUGAUUACUAAUGCAUUCCAACAGUCAAAUUUAGGAAAUCAGUUUAUCAGAGCCCAUGUUGUCAGACUGAGGCAAGAGGGUAGCAAUGUGAUGGCAGAUGUCGUCAUGAAGUUUCGAUUCAGUAGACGUAGCAAUGCAGAAUCAAUGAAAAGCAGAGUUCAGUCUAUUUUACAACAAGUGCUGAAUAACUCUGGAAACCUGGAAAUAAGCCCUUCAACCGGGAUAACAACAUUAACUGACCAGGAUACUGAAAAUAUGUUGACUCAAGCAUGUGGGGUCCGUCCAGACCUGAUGACACUGUCUGCAGAGCGAGUCAUCGGAGGCACUCAAGCGGAGGCAGGUGACUGGCCCUGGCAAGUCAGUCUGCAGGUUAAUGGUGCUCACCGCUGUGGAGGGGUCCUGAUCAGCAACCUGUGGGUCCUGACCGCAGCUCACUGCUUCAGAAGCUACCCUAAUCCUCAGCAAUGGACGGCCACCUUUGGUGUUUCCACAAGAACUCCUAGACUGAGAGUGAGAGUGAGGACUCUUUCAAUCCACAAUAAUUACACACCUGCAACUCAUGAGAAUGACAUUGCAGCCGUGCAGCUGGAGAGGGCUGUCACCUUCACCCGAGAUAUCCACCGAGUAUGUCUCCCCGCAGCCACCCAGAGUGUCACCCCUGGUUCCACUGCUUACGUAACAGGAUGGGGCUCGCUAACCUAUGGUGGCAGCACAGUCCCAUAUCUACGGCAAGGAGAAGUCCAAAUAAUAAGUACUAAUGUGUGUAACUCACCGGAAAGUUAUGAUGGCGCCAUCUUGCCUGGGAUGCUAUGUGCUGGACUACUUACAGGUGCAGUGGACGCAUGCCAGGGAGAUUCUGGUGGCCCGCUAGUCCAGGAAGACUCACGGCGGCUCUGGUUCCUGGUGGGGAUAGUGAGCUGGGGCUAUCAGUGUGGCGUGCCGAAUAGGCCAGGAGUGUACACUCGAGUGACAACCUACCGUGACUGGAUUAGACAAGUAACGGGGGUCUAGUGCAAUAAAUGCGUUUCUGUCACAAAGUGGUUAAGUGCAAUAAAGGCAUCUCUGUUGCAAAGUCUGUACACAGGUUUACCCGUCUAAAAUUCCAAAAUUUUUCUUUUCAGCAGAAAAAUAAAACUGUAAUUGUUAUAUUUUUACAUAGUUACAAAAUACAGUAGAAUAAAGCAUUAUUUAAUCUUUUAUUACUAUAGAUUUUAUAUUUUCUCAGGAGAAGCACAUGAAUAUUGUGUAGUACUAUGGCCAUAUGACAGGGGUAAACUAGUUGUAGAGUUUACAGCUUUAUGAUAACUGUAUGUGCUAUUAGUAAGAAAGAUAGAUACCAUGAGAAUGUCUACUAUAGCUGUCUAGGCGAGUCUCAAGGGUAGGAAGAAGGUGUCUGAGGGUUGCUUAUUGAAGCUGAUAAGUGAGGUAAGAGUAGAAACUUGAGGAAAAAAAGAGAGGCAAAAUAACAUUUAAAACGUAUAGGAUGAUGCAAGAAAAAUGAUACUUAUUUAGAAUUUCUGUUAUUCAGUAUUUUAUAGGCUAUGUCACAAAGUUUAAAAAGUGAAAUCAUUGUACUGUCUUAAUUAUCCUGUAAAAACAUGCCCUCAUAGGAACUCUCGGAUGAAUUUCAGAUAUUUGGAAAUUAAAAUAGUUUAGCCCUCACCAAAGGAAUUAUAGUUUUGAUGAUGAGUUUACUUUAGACUAUCUUUUACCUACAUAGAAGAGAAACUGUAUCUCAUCCAGAGAAAAGCUCAGGGCGUACACCUGCACACCGUCUCAGGUACCCUUCUACCUACACUGUACAGUAUUAACAACUGAGCAAAAGUGAGUUAGAGAUUGGAUCACCUGGAAGAAUUCCCCUGAAGCGACUUCCCACCACUGGCAGUUAUUUUUGAGAGUAGAAGGACCCUUAAUAGCUAAAUCUAAGUAGUGAAUUGAAAAUUAAAUAGGAAAAAAGGGAGAAGAAUUGGUUUGCAAAAAGAAGGUGUAAAGAGCUUAAUAUCAAUAAAAUCUUCUUGGGAAGAGAAGAAUCUCUCUCUCUCUCUCUCUCUCUCUCUCUCUCUCUCUCUCUCUCUCUCUCUCUCUCACACAC
Messenger RNA from Chinchilla lanigera (long-tailed chinchilla), 2435 nucleotides. RefSeq names its product transmembrane protease serine 11D. Gene Ontology annotation, biological process: proteolysis. The record is from RefSeq and is a predicted model, not a curated record. The transcript is spliced from 10 exons. Bases 98 to 1354 code for a protein of 418 amino acids. Gene Ontology annotation, molecular function: serine-type endopeptidase activity. Gene Ontology annotation, cellular component: plasma membrane; extracellular region. NCBI's taxonomy places the organism in Eukaryota, Metazoa, Chordata, Mammalia, Rodentia, Chinchillidae.